CUGUCAUAAUAACAGAAACAGAAUGACAUUUCUUCUGGAUAAACCCAGCAUGUGGCCCAAUAGCAGCUCCUAUUCCUUCUUGUUGACUGGUUUUCCAGGAUUGGAGGCAGCUCAUCACUGGAUUUCCACACCCUUCUUUUUCAUCUAUAGCUCUGUCGUUUUGGGCAACAGCACUCUCCUCUUUCUCAUUAAAAAAGAUCGUAAUCUUCAUGAGCCCAUGUACUUCUUCCUGGCCAUGCUGGCAGCUACAGACCUGGGAAUGACCCUGACCACGAUGCCCACGGUGCUGGGAGUUCUCUGGUUGGAUCAUAGGGAGAUUAGAAGUGAAGCCUGCUUUUCUCAAGCUUACUUUAUCCACUCACUUUCCUUUGUUGAAUCUGGUAUCUUGCUUGCCAUGGCCUAUGACCGUUUUAUCGCCAUCUGCAACCCUCUUAGAUACACCUCCAUACUCACCAAUACUCGAGUGGUGAAGAUCGGGCUGGGAGUUCUGAUGAGGGGAUUUGUAUCUGUUGUCCCUCCAAUCACACCCCUCUAUUUUUUCCCCUAUUGCCAUUCCCAUGUCCUUUCACAUGCAUUCUGCCUUCACCAAGAUGUCAUCAAAUUGGCCUGUGCUGAUAUCACCUUCAAUCGACUGUACCCAGUUGUGCUUGUGGCCCUUAUAUUCUUCCUGGAUUCUCUGUUUAUUCUCAUCUCCUAUGUGUUGAUACUCAAAGGUGUGCUGAGCAUUGCCUCCAGAGAGGAGAGGGCAAAGGCCCUCAACACCUGUGUCUCUCAUGUCUGUUGUGUCCUGGUUUUCUAUGUCACGGUGAUUGGAUUGUCUCUGAUUCAUCGGUUCGGAAAGCAGCUUCCACAUAUUGUCCACCUCAUUAUGAGCUAUGUCUAUUUUCUGUUUCCUCCACUAAUGAAUCCUAUAAUAUACAGUAUCAAGACGAAGAAGAUCCAGAAUGGCAUUCUUUACCUUUUUACUACUUACAAAGUUGGAACCUGAUCUCUGACCAUCACAGUUUCUCUUCCAGAAUGUGAAAACUGAUUUUUGGUGAGGGAGCAAAGAA
Molecule: messenger RNA, 1052 nt
Organism: Carlito syrichta (Philippine tarsier)
Lineage: Eukaryota; Metazoa; Chordata; Mammalia; Primates; Tarsiidae
Product: olfactory receptor 51B5
Exons: 1
Coding region: 23-988 (321 amino acids)
Biological process (GO): G protein-coupled receptor signaling pathway
Cellular component (GO): membrane
Molecular function (GO): olfactory receptor activity; G protein-coupled receptor activity
Source: RefSeq, a predicted model, not a curated record